This is a messenger RNA of Zymoseptoria tritici IPO323, 1515 nucleotides long. RefSeq lists its product as uncharacterized. The transcript is spliced from 3 exons. Gene Ontology annotation, cellular component: nucleus. Bases 1 to 1515 code for a protein of 504 amino acids. Gene Ontology annotation, biological process: positive regulation of transcription by RNA polymerase II. The record is from RefSeq and is a predicted model, not a curated record. NCBI's taxonomy places the organism in Eukaryota, Fungi, Ascomycota, Dothideomycetes, Mycosphaerellales, Mycosphaerellaceae. Gene Ontology annotation, molecular function: DNA-binding transcription factor activity; sequence-specific DNA binding.
AUGUCUGCACAACCACAACCUCCUGCCGGUGCCAACCAGCAAUAUCCGAGUUCCUUCGACCAGACCGGACAAGUCGCGCCGCAUGGUAUGAAGCCUAGGGUCACUGCGACCUUGUGGGAAGAUGAGGGUAGCUUGUGCUUCCAGGUAGAAGCGAACGGCGUGUGCGUCGCGCGGCGCGAAGACAACCACAUGAUCAAUGGCACGAAACUGUUGAACGUUGCCGGGAUGACACGCGGUCGGCGCGAUGGCAUCUUGAAGAGCGAGAAGACUCGCCAUGUGGUCAAGAUUGGUCCGAUGCACCUCAAAGGUGUCUGGAUACCGUUUGACCGCGCACUGGACUUUGCGAACAAGGAGAAAAUCACCGAACUUCUCUAUCCUCUCUUCGUCCACAACAUCGGAGCAUUGCUAUACCACCCCUCCAAUGCGGCUCGCCAGAGUGUCGGCGGCGCUGCCAUGGCAUCAGCAGCCCGUCGUUCUGAUCAACAGGAUUACAUGCGAACUCCACAAGGCUCUCAGCCGCCAACACUGACUCACCAUCACUCUAUGAGCACUCCGGGCGGAGGAAGCAUGCCUCAGCCGCCGCACUCCAUUGCCCCGCAUCCUGCAUCUGGCCGACCAGGAUUGGACCGAGCUCACACCUUUCCAACUCCGCCGACCAGUGCGUCCAGCUUGAACAUGAACAUGGGUCACCAAGGAAGCUCGUAUGGAUAUGGUGAACAGAACGGUGCUAUUCAAUCAGCUGCCACACCACCCAACCACGCGCAAGGUAUACAGUACCAGACUAGCCAGGCGCCAUAUGACAGCCAACGACAGAUGUACGCUCCAGCUCCCGGCGCUUACGGCCAGCAAUACGCCCAACAGCCAAGCAUGAACCGCUACGGUCAAAUGCAGACGAGCCCAGAUGGCGUCAAGUCCGAGAUGGGUCCACCCGCUCGUGCCGGCGCUGAGAACGAGAAUGCCGAAGCCAAGCCCCACGGUGGCUAUGGUGGUCAGCACGAUGUCGAGGGCGAACACGAGGGUGAAUAUACCCACUCCAGUGCGUCUUUUGGCGCCAGACGGCCUACGUACGAUUACAAUCCUAACCCAGCAUCAGGGCCUGUUCACACAGAUCCCUCUCACAUCUCUCCUGAGAUGACGCACUCGCCGCAUCAGAACGGCUCUGGUCGUGCCACGCCGCGCACUACGACCACCUACGCAGGCUACAACACCACGACUCAGCGACCAACCCAGCUGCCUCAGAGCAACUUGAACUAUGUCAUGAGCAACGACACUCGCGCCGGUGCUCCCAAUGGCGCAGACACUGGCUACCAGCCUGCAUACCAGGCAUCGCAAUACGCCGCGAUGAACGGCACGCCAGUUGCCAACAACAAGCGCAUGCGCGAGGACGAGUCCGAGGAUCCGUACGGCCGCCCUCCCAGCGCCAACGGCGACCACAAGCGUCAGCGUACGGACUCCGUCUCCACACGUCCCAUAGCCCAACCUCAAUCCCUGAAGGCCGGCGGCAUGAGGCGAUAA